UCGUAACCUGAUAUGACCAGAAGGUGAAAAUUUAUAACAUGGCGGUGGGUGGCAAAUGUACUGUCGUUUUACUUCUUUUCUUCUACUUUAUAAGCCUGGAAUCCCUCUCAUUUGCAGCAGGUGAGCCAUGGAAUCGUACCAUUUAUGUAUCUCCCAAGGGAAACGAUUCCGACACUUGCGGGGACGAAGAUUUUCCUUGCAGAACAGUCGAUCAAGGCUUGCAAAAUGCUGUCACCAAAGGAGCAAGUUCAACUCGUGUGCUGCUAGAGAGAGGACAAUACAAUCUAAACACAAGCUUUAACUUCACGAAUAUCGAAAAUUUCGCUAUCYAUGGAGAAGGAGGUGCUGAAGAAGUCAUCAUAACAUGUGCUGAAAACACGAGCCUUGCAUUUACACUCGUGAGGGAUUUGYUUUUCCAAGGUUUCACUUUAAGAAAGUGUGGAGGAUGGCAUGCUAGUUCCGUAGGUAAAGAAGACUGGAAAGGUAACAUUUCUAAUCCUAAGUUCAUAUCAGCCGUGUAUAUCAACUAUUGCUAUGGCUUACAGUUUCUGAACGUGACGAUUGCAGACACUCCCGGAGUUGGACUCAAUGUUUAUACAGUGUCUGGGAAAGUUGUGAUUUUGAAUUCCAAUUUUGAUCGUAAUGUACCGAAUGAUUCAAAUCAAACUGUGCAAAAUCAAAACAUUGAUUACUACCAAGAAAUCCUGGCUGAGUCUUCUGGACGUUUUGCCAAAGCAGGAGGUGGUGUCUUUCUCUCUGUUGGGGAGAUGAAAUAUAACCCUCUCAACCCCCUGGAAAUUCCAAGAAAGGAAGCAAUCAUAUACACGAAACCAACUGACAUCAUUAUACAGAACUGCUAUUUUACCAACAAUAUAGCACCUACACCAGACAUUGCAAUACCAGAGAUUCCAACCCUUCCCUUUAGUCGUGGUGGAGGGCUGGCCUUGUUUUUAUUUGGUAACUCAACUGAUAACCGUGUUGUUAUUGAUUCUAGUGUGUUUGCUAAUAAUACUGCUGUUUGGGGUGGGGGUAUGCAGAUUGAUUUACAAAAUAGAACGGCGAAUAAUACUGUAAAGGUAACAAAUACUGUAUUUGAGAACAACUUUGCACGWGCAGAAGGAGGUGGUUUCCGAUUGUCAAGUACUGUUGAACAGGAUUUCCUUAUUCUGCCCAACAUCUUCAAUUUCGCAUCAUGUCAAAUAACAAACAAUUCUGCUCUCUGGGGAGGAGGCUUGGCAACUUAUGGUGCAACAUCGCUAGCACCACUAAAUACGCUUGUACAAUUCAAACAAACUGAGAUUACGUUCAAGUSUUGUAAUAUCUCUAGGAAUUCUGGAACCGUUGGCUCUGCUAUUGGUGCCUUCUUGGUGAAUCGAAACGAAGAUGAUAUAGGCCCUGGUUUACCAUACGAUAUCAUAUUUGAGCACUGUGAUAUAUCACACAAUAAUGUCACUACAGCUUCAAAAAGCUAUGUAGUUGGUCAAGGAGCUAUUUAUGCUGAUGAAGUUCCCUUAGUCUUCAAGAACAAUGUAAUAAUCUCAUAUAAUAAUGGCACUGCUGUUGUAUUAGACUCUGCCAUUAUGGAAGUACAUAACAAUGUUGUUUUUGAGAACAACAAAGGAUUUAGAGGAGGGGCAAUAUCACUUUAUGGAAGUGCUAGAAUAAUUUUAGCAAAACGCUCAAAGCUUUCUUUUCUCCACAAUUUUUGCGAAGAAAAAGGAGGAGCAUUGUAUAUCGAGGCACCAGGACCACCACUAGUUAGCUUUAAUGCCAAUGGRGCACAAAUACAUAAAUGUUUCUUGGCUUAUUAUAAAGAUGGUAUUGAUUACAAUGAAUGGGAUACAGAAAUAAUAUUUCAAAAUAACAGUGUUGGAGACAAAUCAUUUGAGAUAAAUUCCUCUGGAAGAUCAGUUUUUGCAUCGACAUUGCGUGACUGUCUUAGAGUGGGAGAGACCAGAGAUAAAAACACUGCCUUAGAGUGGAAGUUCAUUAAAUACCGAGGUGGAGGAGGGGAAAAUGUGAGCUUUAAAGGAGAGGUAGUCACUGAACCUAUAGACAUUAUUUUUAAUUCCUCAGAAUGGAUCGUCGCUCCAAGCCAAGUUUUUAAUGCAACYGUCGAGUUGAUUGAUGAAAAGGGAAAUAAUGUAUAUGGUAUUGUGCAAGUCUUGAUUCAUUCUAAUCCUUCAGUAAGUCUCAAAGGAACUUCAGCAUUAUUUCUUGUUURCAACCACAUCAAAGGGCUCGCAAUAAGAGGAAAACCUGGAGAUAAAUUUAAAGUCGAACUCAAGACAACUGGUAAACAUCUGGUGCAAAAGACACUUGGUAAUCUCACUGUGCAGAAUUGUUUUCCUGGAUUUCUUUUCAAUAAGGAUGAUCAUGACUGUGUAUGUGCWUCGAAGGAUCAAAGUGGAAUAUAUAACUGCAGUGAAGAUGGAAAAACAUUGUUCAUUCGGGAUGGAUACUGGGCUGGAGUAGUAAACGAUAAAUUCUUAACUUAUAUCUGUCCUGAUACUUACUGCAGAGCUAAUGGCUUAUCAAAUGGUCAGGCACAAGCAUAUAAAUAUGAACCUGAUAAAAUGUGCAUUGAGAGUCGGAAGAGUGAUGGUAUACUCUGUGGCGCUUGCAAAGCAAAUUAUACYGUUGUGCUUGGCAGUGAAGAAUGCWGCUCUGAAUGCUCUAAUCUGUACUUGCUCACUGUAAUACCAUAUGGAAUAGUCCUUUUCUUGAUAGUAAUGCUUGUUACAUUGAUCAACCUGRAUGUUUUCACUGGCUACCUGAAUGCAUGGCUGUACUCUUUCCAAGUGAUGACCUUAUUAUUCAUUGAAGGCUUUACGUUGGAUUCCUUUAUGCAGUUUAUGAUUGGGUUGGCCAAUAUUAAGAUAAAAUUACCCAGAGGAUCUUGUUUCAUGGAAAAGAUGGACGAUGCCGACAAGCUAGUGAUAAUGUAUAUUUUACCGGUGUACAUAUUCAUUGCAGUCUACAUUCUAGCCAAAGUGGUCCGCAAGUACCCAAACUGGUGUUACAGUCGUCGGGUAAAGGCACCGUUCCGUGCCCUCUGCACCCUGUUUGUGUUAUGUUACACCAAUAUCACCACRAUCACUCUCAAGCUCUUGUACCCAGCUCACAUUGGAGGGAAGACAGUCUUGUUUAUGGAUGGCCAAGUGGAUUUCUUUAAAGGAAAGCAUAUUGGAUAUGCAGUUAUUGCAAUUCUCUUCCUCAUAUUCAUAGUCAUCCCAUGCCCAUUGAUCCUCAUGUUCACACCAUUCAUCACCAAGCUUUUGAGACCAUUAGUAAAUGUCUUCACUCUAAAGCCAUAUUAUGAUGCAUUCCAAGGCUGCUUCAAGGACGAAUACCGCUGGUGCUCUGCAUUCUACUUUGUUUGUCGCCUGUACCUAAUCAUAAUAUCAACUUACAUGACUCCAAGUCCCAUGAAACGAGCUAUACUCGAAGACUCCUGCAUGAUCAUUCUAGCUGUAUUCGUGUACCUGAAACCUUACAAGCAAGAAUACAAUUGGCUCAAUCUUUUAGAUGCUGUUCUCCUAAGUAACCUUGGUAUCAUGGCCAUUUUCAGCACAGCCCUCCAGAAUGCUCAAAGCUUUGGCCUGUCUUAUAUUGGAACCAUUAAGCUCUUUAUUCGCAUGUUGUCCUACGUGCCACUGGGUUAUCUCUUGUGCUYGUYGAUUUACCAGGCGUUCAAGUAUCGUGAAGCCCUGAAAGCCUACAUGAUCAUGAAAAUGAAGUCCAGGGAAGAUAGUGUUCUGAUAGAUGGCUACAGCGAUGCCGAACCUCAGUCUCUUGUCAGUGAUCCUGAAAAUGCACAUCAGCUGGACAAUGUAGUCACUUAAGAAAUGGUAAGGGAGAUAUCAUGGCCUUGGUGGCAAAGACCUACAUUUUGUUUUUACUAUAGCAUAAUAAAUAAAACAUGUAUKCCUAGUUUGAGAAUUUCUAUUUGUGCAACAGAAGGCAAGACAUCUAGCAAGGAGGCUAUAGUACCACUAGCCAGGGAAACUUCAAAGAAGCAGUGAUAUCAAAGUUCAAGCUUAAGACAACGUGCUGAAAAUAUUGUACAAUAAUGAAACAUGUAGAUAUUUAGAAUAAUUAAUUAUACAAUAAUUAUAAUUAAUUAUAAUAAUUAUUAACUGUCCAAUUAUUUUCUUAGUUGGACAGGCCAGUUGUUGAUAUGGAAUUAAUUAGGCAACUAUAUAAUUAAUAGGUAAUGGGAUUUCAUGCUCCCCAAUCAAGAAAUAAUUAGACUGGAAAAAUUCCUCUGACUGCCAAAUUGGACUCGGCCUACAGCCUCAUCCAAUUUUGUCAGUCCUCAGAGUUUUCCUCAUCCAAUUAUUUCUUAAUUGGACAGCAUGGAAUUCUAUUACAUAUACUAAUAUGAUUCUAUAAAAUGAUUCUAUUCUGGAACAUGSAGUUUGUAUUAUGUACUUCUAUAUAACAUUAUAUCUAGGCUUAAUAUAAUAAAUAAUAAAAAUCUUUAGAGGAUACCUGAAAUUCAAAUUUGAGAAAAAUUUUUAUUUCGUAUUGCUAAUAUCRAAACUAUUGUACUAUCUUAAUAUCAAUUUUACUAAUGAGAAAAUGUAGUUUUGAUUGCUAUGACCAAGAUUAAAUAAAAUUGAAUCGG
Actinia tenebrosa (Australian red waratah sea anemone) is the source of this 4630-nucleotide messenger RNA. RefSeq lists its product as uncharacterized. The record is from RefSeq and is a predicted model, not a curated record. NCBI's taxonomy places the organism in Eukaryota, Metazoa, Cnidaria, Anthozoa, Actiniaria, Actiniidae.